CAUUUCCGUGUCGUCAUCAAUUCUUGCGCAGGGGUUGUUUUCCGUCGUUGAAGUGAAUAGAGAAAAAUGACCACCCCCACAGCCACAGCGAGGAUUUCCUCAAAGAAACAGACCCUAGAAGAUGCGUAUUCACCUCCAGCGAACUUUUUGGAAAUCGAUGUUUCAGAUCCACAGACUCACGGUGUAGCCAAAAAACGAUACACUGAUUACGAAGUCCGAAUGAAGACAAAUCUACCUGUCUUCAAGCUCAAAGAAUCAAGUGUACGACGCAGAUACAGUGACUUUGAAUGGUUACGAAAUGAACUGGAAAGGGACAGCAAAAUUGUUGUGCCCCCACUGCCAGGAAAAGCAUUGAAAAGACAGCUUCCCUUUAGAGGAGACGAUGGGAUCUUUGAGGAUGAAUUCAUCGAGGAUAGACGGAAGGGACUUGAACAGUUUAUCAACAAAGUUGCUGGCCACCCAUUAGCCCAGAACGAGAAGUGUUUGCAUAUGUUCCUGCAAGAACCGGUUAUUGACAAAAACUAUGUUCCGGGGAAGAUCAGGACCACGUGAAAAUGCUAUGACUGGACCAAAAUCAUUUGUCAUGUGUUAUACAAACAACAUAAUGUCACCUGUUACAUGAUAUAAAGAAGAAGAAAAAAAACACACAAAAAAACCCCCAUGGUCUGUAUUAUCCUUUUGCUUAGAAUUAUUAUUUAAGAAUUCAUGCUGUGUAAGUGUGUUUGUCGUUUGGUACUUCUAAAAAGGGUAACGUGGACCCUUUCAUUGGCCUUGGAUUUGUCCAUCAAUCAUGCUUUCAUUAGUGACCUAGUAAAAUUUGACAUUUUAGUUCUGUUGUUCCCUUUGUGAUAUCUGUGGGCUGGUCGAUAACAAUAAAAAAGGUUCCACAGACAGCAUGUGACUAUUUUUAUAAGGUAAUAAAGUAAUAUUUUUGUGAAUUUGAAGGAAAUUCAUCUGCAUUAGGACUGCAAUUUUCAGGGAAAUGCAACCAUUAUCAAUUUGGAUAUUUAUCUGGUAUAUUAACAUGGUUUAGUCUUAAGGAUGCUUUUGUACUGACAAGGGAAAGUUAAAUUUGAGUUUAGAAACUCAGCAUAUUGGUGAUAGUGCCAGUAAGGGUGGUGUUUGUUUUUGUUUUUUGGCAACCAUGCAUUUUGUAUUGUUUCUUUUAUAUAUUUUCUGUUUUGUAUGUAAUUUAAAUGUGAAAAUUGUGCUCUGUAAAUGAGGAAUGACAAUGCAAUGUCUAUUUCACAAGUGUUGUUUUUUUGUUUUUGUUUCUUUUUUGAUAAUGCUCGUUCCUUAUGUGCGCUCAUCUAUUCUCCAAGCUGUGUAAAAAUUACUGAAAUACAAGUCACUUGCCAUGAUUUUGUUUACAUACUUGUUUGUUUCUUUUUCUUUAACUUCAUCCAAGUUCCUUCUUCACUGGUGCAGUCAUUCCUCAGGCUGCAAAAAAUUCUGGCUCAAAGUUAAUGUGUGGGAGAUGGUACGGUGCUUUGUGCCAGAAAUCUGAAGUGAGGGGGGUGCCAUUUUGUCUGAAAUGUCCUUGAGAUUAUUUAGGAGGAAUGCUUCAGACUUGUUUCCUGUUUGGCACUUCACCUUCCCCUUUUUGUUGUUUAUAUGCUAAGCGGGGCAUUUCUUAUUGCUGACCAGCCAGUUAGUUUCAGAAAUUCUCCGUCUUGUCAAUGAGACACCUGAGAAAUGCCACCACGCUGCAUCAUUGUCAGUGACUGUACAUCAAAGGAGCUGUUGAUGCAGGGUUGCUUUCAAGUUUAUUGUGUAACCGGACUAUAAAAAGUUUUUGAUUCAUUCUGUUUUGCUGUGUCUGAUUUUUCUGUCAGAAUUUCUCUUACGUUUAUUUGGCUUUUCUUAUUGCUCCUAUGCCUCAAUCACUGUAGAGGAUGAUGAUUGGAAGAUUUGAGUGAACUUGUGGAUCAACUUUCGGGGCCCUAACUCUACUUGAAGUAAAGGUCUUUUUGGUGAUAUGAAAAAAAUAGGUGGAGAAGGGAACCGGUCUGUGGUGGAACAUUUACUUCGUUUAGUGCCUGAGAGCUUACAUGUUAUUGUUUCAUGGCUUUAACAUUUCUGUGUCACCUAAGUUCUUCUUGCUAGGAAAUGAUCGCACUCUCUUGUGGGGAUUGGAUGAGCACCAGAGCUGUUUGUAAUCCUGUAGCCAAGAGAAAAGAUGGUGACAAGGAAAACAUGGUUAAUAUUUUUGUCUGUUGAGAGUAGCUUUAACUUUGAAAAGACUUUUUAUAACGAAGUUUAAAUUUUUUCUUUUCUCCGGUCUGAAAUAGGCUGACUGAAGUACAGUAUUCCUUCGAUUAUUUUGGAAAUUACCUUCCAGAACCUUUCACAAUGGGGGGAAUCUGUGAAGCAGAAUAAAAAAGAUAUAUAUAUUUAUUUCUUAAUUUAUGCGUUCAUGGUAUCUCCCUGCACUACCAUGAACCUCUCCUAGCUUCUUAAAAACCCUUUUUAUCCUCAGAUUUUGAGAGAUCAGUGAUAUCAAAAAAGAUGUUUGCCUAUAGUAAUUUUACUCCAAAUUAAAACUUCCUAUACAUGGGUUUUCUCUAUAUUGUUGUUUAUAGAGUUUCCAUAGAUUUCUCAUUUCAGCUAGAAAGAACUGGGAUAUACAAGUCCGUGAAAUGUGAUCUAUAUGGCAAGGGAAUACUGUAAUUCUUUACAAUACUAAAACAGACUUUAUUCCAUGUAUAGUCCUAAUGCCCAGGUGAUGUGGUUUUUAUUUUUUUUUCUGUAAAACGUCCUAAUAUGUAUCGAUAUUUAACUGAAAGAGAAGAAUGAUGCCUUGGGACCUAAGCCUGGGUUGUGAAAGACUACCAUACUCAUUUUUAUUACAAAUGCAGAAAGUCUUUUGGAAAAAGCAAGGGCAUGUUUGUCAUACUUUUUUAGAGCAUUUUCUCGUUUGUUUAGUUGUUUUUUUGGAGCUUUUUUCAAAUCGACAGUACAAUAUGCAAUUUUGCAUAAUCUUAUGUUGCCUUUUUAUUCCCUUUUCCCCUUCCUAUCCUUUUUGUCUUUUAGCAGUCACUUUUGACAUGGUCUUGUCAGUGAACUACUGUUGGAGAUGCUACCAAUCCUUUACAUUAUUAAGAGCUCUUUGAGUUUAUCACAUAUAUAAUAUAUGUAUGAAAGUCCUAACCUUCAACUGAACCGUCAAACCUGGUUCCUGUUGGAUAAUGGUAUCAGGCUUUUUCGCAAUUUCUUCUUGUGCAGGUCAAUGUAGUUACUCUUACAGGUUUUUAAAUUUUGUCAUAGGAGUGACAAGCAUUUAAUGUCUUAGAUGGAAGUUAAAUUCAGAGGUCCCGCCUCUUAAAUAACCUUACUGUGUGGCAAGGGGCGGUAAACCUAUACAAUUUCACACAUUGUCUUUUUUGCAUGUUGUCUGAGAACCAGAACAAUAUCAGUUACUGUUUAAGUCUUCUCAACUUCGUUCCUGUUCAAGGGGCGAUAUGGUCUUGGCUAUACACAUUUUUAUGGAUUCAUGUAAAACGCAAGAGUCGUGAGAUGAUUUGUCUUGUAACUAUAGAAGUGAAUUGUCAAGUUACAUAUUGCUGGCAACAGUGAGUGUGCACAAUGUCUCUAGUGAAUUUAUGUAUACAGCUAAGAUAUUAAAAUAUUUAAUACCUGAUGAAAUACCAUGGUACCUGUUGCUCGUUUUGUUUUUGUUUGUUUUUUUAAUGCCUUCAUCCCUUACCCUACAAUUUUGUUUUUUAUGAGUUUUAGAAUGUGCUUGUAUUGGGUGGGAUUUCAUAAAGAAGACGUUAGUUGCAGAACUUCUGAAAGGUGUGUGAACCUUUUGGACACAAACAGAAAUGGUAGGAAAUGCAAGUUUUCUAUUUUGAAAUGAAAUCAAGUAGCAAGUUUUGAGGGGGAGGGGCAGGGGUUGAUUAUGGUUGCCCAACAUGUGCAUGUUGUUUUAGAGCCACUUGUUAGUCUUUUGGAAAGAUGAUAACAUUUUUAAUACUCAAUUCUUUUUUUUUUCUUCUUUCUGCUCAUGCAUACUUUUUGUCACACGCACACACACUCAAAAUUGAUAAAUUCAAUAAACAUAUAUAUUAUACUCUCAAA
Messenger RNA from Aplysia californica (California sea hare), 4080 nucleotides. RefSeq names its product sorting nexin-12. Gene Ontology annotation, biological process: endocytic recycling; late endosome to Golgi transport. The transcript is spliced from 4 exons. Bases 67 to 552 code for a protein of 161 amino acids. NCBI's taxonomy places the organism in Eukaryota, Metazoa, Mollusca, Gastropoda, Aplysiida, Aplysiidae. The record is from RefSeq and is a predicted model, not a curated record. Gene Ontology annotation, cellular component: early endosome membrane; retromer complex. Gene Ontology annotation, molecular function: phosphatidylinositol-3-phosphate binding.